Miscanthus lutarioriparius is the source of this 339-nucleotide messenger RNA. The record is from the annotation of a GenBank genome assembly. Lineage: Eukaryota; Viridiplantae; Streptophyta; Magnoliopsida; Poales; Poaceae.
AUGGCGACGACCGUGGGUUCAGAGGAGGAGGAGGUGCCAGAAUCCGUCGUUACCAACCCUGUGAUGGCCCGACAGAUCAGAGGCCUCUUCGUUUGUUAUUCCCUAGCAGUGAUCGCCAUGUUCGCAUAUGUUGCAUACUCGCAUUUCAGAAUUGAUGGACCUUUGUGGGAAGCUUUUGCGUGGACGGCUGGGGAGGCGCCUCUCUUUCUAAUACAUCUCUGCAUGGUACCGUGGCUGAGGGAUAUCUUCAUUAGAACCUAUGCUCAGGUCCCUUCGUCUGACAGCACGGGGAGUGAUGAUCUCUCUAGUAACCUACUAGUAGGACCUGAGAAUGUGUAA